Messenger RNA from Neurospora tetraspora, 889 nucleotides. RefSeq names its product augmenter of liver regeneration. The coding region runs from base 169 to 777 and encodes 202 amino acids. NCBI's taxonomy places the organism in Eukaryota, Fungi, Ascomycota, Sordariomycetes, Sordariales, Sordariaceae. The transcript has 2 exons. Gene Ontology annotation, molecular function: flavin adenine dinucleotide binding; flavin-dependent sulfhydryl oxidase activity. Gene Ontology annotation, cellular component: mitochondrion. The record is from RefSeq and is a predicted model, not a curated record.
GUCCGGGUUGUACGGUUCAAGUCGCCGUUCGAUGCUGUUCGGUUGAUUUCUAAUCCUCGAGGCGCAAGAGACAAAAACAUACCUGAGUGGCUCGAAGGAAGCAUUCACACCUGCAACCGUUGAACCUCGAAACUACCGCUCAUCCGCUACCUGCAGAUACGUUUAACAAUGGUUACAGACAAUGACCCUGCCCAAACCGGAGCAACAGCGACGGCUCCGGUAGAUGGCACCGCAACAGAGCCCCCCAAGAAGUUGCCCAAGGGUGUUGUUCUGGGCAAGGACGGAAAGCCUUGCCGUUCUUGCACCUCCUUCGGUGCCUGGGCGUCCCAGGCCAAGGCCACCCUAAAGACCAACCCCGAUGCCUCCUCGACCGCGCCUUCUUCUACGAUUGCGUCGGCAGCUACAUCGUCAACCACAACCCUACCGCAGAGGAGAACAGACUGCCCGGCCGACGUUGAGACUCUCGGGCGGAGCACCUGGACUCUUCUCCACUCGAUCGCCGCAACCUACCCUCCCGCUCCGACUCCAACCGAAAAAAACGAUCUGAAGUCCUUCAUGGGCUUGUUCGCAAAGCUGUACCCUUGCUGGGUAUGCGCCGAAGAUUUCCAACAAUAUAUCAAGAAAGAAGAACCGAAAACGGGUAGCAGGGACGAGUUCGGAAAUUGGCUUUGUGAGGCGCACAACGAAGUCAACAGGAAGUUGGGCAAGCCAACGUUUGACUGCUCCAAGUGGCAGGAGAGGUGGAGGACUGGGUGGAAGGAUGGAAGCUGUGAUUAAUCCCCGACAGCAUCCACAGGGACCCGAGAAAUCUCAGCCCUGUGAGGGAGUGUUGUACACAACAAACAUUUGGCUCUUAGAUGGCGGUGGCGAUGGUGUUUUUGCAUACGCA